Iphiclides podalirius (scarce swallowtail) is the source of this 345-nucleotide messenger RNA. The record is from the annotation of a GenBank genome assembly. Lineage: Eukaryota; Metazoa; Arthropoda; Insecta; Lepidoptera; Papilionidae.
AUGAAAAUCGAUACGACAAAGUUGCGAGUCAACUUCGCGAUCGGCGCCACACACGCCGCUGAACUCCGGCUUAACUUUAACCCACAUAACAAAGUUCAAUGUAAACACAAUACGGCGAAGUUUGCGAGGCGGUUCACGGCCGCGGGGCGUCGCGCCCCCACGACUCGAUACCCCUUCGCGGAGUACUCCACCGCAACACCCCCACCCCCCUCCCCGCCCCUGUUCUCUCGAGACGGUGGGAUUGCUCUCACUGGGAGGCGAAGUCUCCUGUCUUCGAUACUUUCAUUCCUACAUUACACGUGGAUCAGUACACAUUGCUCGCGGUGGUGUUUCAUGGGCAUGGUC